Molecule: messenger RNA, 318 nt
Organism: Penaeus chinensis
Lineage: Eukaryota; Metazoa; Arthropoda; Malacostraca; Decapoda; Penaeidae
Exons: 1
Coding region: 1-318 (105 amino acids)
Source: RefSeq, a predicted model, not a curated record
AUGGCAGAAGUAGCACAGGCUGAGGUGAAGAAGGCCCUGAAGAAGACGAAGAGGAACAAAGCUUUAGGACCAGAUACCAUUCCCAUAGAAGCAUGGAUAAGCUUAGAAGAAGCGGGGGUUGGAUACCUGACAUCCCUAUUCAACAAAAUUCUUGCAGGAAAGAGAGUGUCAGAUGAGUGGAUAAAGAGCGCAUUGGUACCCAAAAGCAAAGGAGACGCGCAGGAUUAUAGUAACUACCGGGGCAUCAAACUAAUGAGUCAUACAAUAAAGUUGUGGGAAAUGGUGGUAGAGGCAAAGGAGUUGCUGCAGAAGUUGUGA